This is a messenger RNA of Diplodia corticola, 309 nucleotides long. RefSeq lists its product as uncharacterized. Lineage: Eukaryota; Fungi; Ascomycota; Dothideomycetes; Botryosphaeriales; Botryosphaeriaceae. The coding region runs from base 1 to 309 and encodes 102 amino acids. The transcript has a single exon. The record is from RefSeq and is a predicted model, not a curated record.
AUGAUCCGUCCGAUACUCCGCCCGAUACUCCGCCGGUCCGAUGGGUCGGAAGGGAGAAUACAGGGGCGCCCGCUAGAAACUGUUCCGGAAAAUGCCCCGCUAGAAACUGUUCCGGAAGAUGCCCCGCUAGAAAUCGCUCCGGAAGAUGACCCGCCAGAGGAUUUUCCGGAGGAUGACGAAGACGCGGAGAACCUGGGAAACCCGCUGCCGGAAUACGCAGAGGGCUCGUCACACGCGGGGGACUCGGCAUACAGGGGUAGUGAUGAUGAACGUAUCACGAUAUCAGUAUCGACAUAUGAGAAGGUAUGA